Messenger RNA from Pyricularia grisea, 3021 nucleotides. RefSeq lists its product as uncharacterized. The transcript has a single exon. Bases 1 to 3021 code for a protein of 1006 amino acids. NCBI's taxonomy places the organism in Eukaryota, Fungi, Ascomycota, Sordariomycetes, Magnaporthales, Pyriculariaceae. The record is from RefSeq and is a predicted model, not a curated record.
AUGACGACUCCCGUUCCUGUGCCGUCCAAGGCGGCCAUACGAGCCCUACGCGGGCUUGUCUUCGGCACCACAUGCUCCCUGGCUCUAGUCUUGGAAACUCGCCGACGGAGGAUCAGUACUGUCCAGACGGCCAUACACAAUGGCCGGCGCAUCAAGUCGCAUGAGAGAUACCGCGCCGACGCUGCCGACGCGACCAUCCGCGCCCUCGAAGAGGAGAUACUGCUACAGAGCUCGCGACCCAACCACUAUGCCGAAGAGAACCCUCGGUUGGCAUUGUCACAAUCCGAUCUGCCGUGGGAGGCUAGAGAGCACCUUUCCAUAGAAACGUCUCUUGGCAGGGAGCCUCCAAAAACUUCAAAUACUAGAGACCAUUUCGAACGCAAAACACCGGACAGUCGAGGCGACGAGCAGGCGAACACAGGGGCUCACACCAUGAAUACCACAGGCACAGAAUCUAUCAAUAAACGGGACCUGUUUGUCGAUCACACACAACUGAACGAGCCACGCAGGCCGCCUGUUUCAAACGCCAAGACACGGCCGCGGGCAGCGUUGGGCCCAAUGAGGCUCAAAGCCGACCCCAUCAGUACAGCUGCAUCUCGGGUCGACUCGCUUUGUGCAACAGGGAAUAAGGAAGAUCUCGUGCGAGCCAUGAAUCUUCUAGAUUCUGUAUUCGACGCGCCGAUGACGGACCUGGAGCCUCACUUGCAGGAGAUUUUACAAUCUACCGCUACGCUCUCUAAAGCAUUGCAGGAAGCGGAGUCCUUUUCAAGCGCCUUAAAGUUGAUGAGUGAUAUUCUUCGUCUACACAGGGUCCAUCGUCUCGUGAUGGAUGAGGAGCUUUAUUGGUCCCAUAGUCCGUUACCACUUGCGGAUUUCGUGAUGGCACAGGAGGUCCCGCAAUAUGACCUUGCCAUAGAUUUGUUUGCCCCGAAGUUCUCCCAAAAGCCCGGGCCAACCAACUUGGCCACUGCAAUAGAUGUUCUGAAGACGGGAGAGAAACUUUUUACCAAGCUUUUAUCCCGGCAAAGCUUCAGACGCGUGGACAAGGUCUUGAAAAGAGUGAAAUGUUACAGCUGCAUCCCUGGCGGGCAUGAGUUCGAGUUGCGUAUCCUCCGCCAGCUAUUCGAAAGCGGCGAGCGCGUGCGUGUGGUUGAGUUCUUCCUCACCCAAGCAUCGACGGACGAUUUGAGCCUAGAGUACGAGUCUUGCUUUUUGGAGAUGGGUGACAUGGUCUUUGGCUGUGUAUCUGAACUAGGCGGCUAUAAGGCCAUGUCGGUACUGGAGCGUUUGCUCCAAGUGAGGCCUCAAAGCCAUCAUAUAAAGGUGGAAUGGGCGACUCAGCUGCUCUAUCUUGACUGGCGCGAGCAUGGCCAGCUAGAAAAGCUGGUCAAAGGGUUUGAGGCUCUGGAAGAAAAGCGGUUUCCCGAAGCCGUCUCUUACGCAGACGCGCCUUACCGAGCCAUGAUUCAAAUCCUGCUAGAGGCUGGUGAUGAGAGCGGUGCCCGGCGGUUCUUCGAGAAGCUUGUCGCCCAGAUGCCAUCAAAAAAGACGGAUGGAAGGAUUAACUUGCUGUUUGCCCUUGCCCGAGCAAAGGCUGGCGACUUCGCAACUAUGCACAGAAUGUUGGAGCAAAUAUCCAAGAGCCAAUGGGCAGAGUCGACCGAUCGCGCCGCAUGUCUCGUUCCCAUCUUGCAGGCCUUCAGCGAGAAACAUACGAUCAAGCAAACGGAAGAGUUCUUGAGGGAUCUCUUGGAAAGUUUCCAGGUCAAGCCUUCAACGUAUAUGCUCACAUUCAUGGCCAAGCUGUAUGGAGGUGUCCGUGAUACCAAGUCUUUGAUAGGCUGGAUCAAGUUUUGCAUCAACUCGGGCUUGAAACCAGGGCCACAUUACACCAACGCACUGUUGCGCAGUUGCCACUUAGACUGGAAAUUUCACUUCCUGGAACUGCGACAGGUGCAUCGUCUUUUGCAACGCCAAGGUCCUGAAUCUACAGACCAAGUUACAGCCAACAUAAUGAGCAAGGCAGCACUUGCGUCUCCCUCGGUUCACAGGAAGGGCACCAUUAGCUUUUCUUUGUCGACAAAACACAAGUCAGCCUCUCGCCAGGCGGUCCCUGAUCGACACACGGUCGCGAUUGCGAUGGGGAAAUCGAUUGAGAAUAAAACACCACUAAAAGCCAUCAAUUUGUACAAGCAUGCGACCAGCAAUGGAAUGCCUCAUUGUCAGAGGUGCCUUCGACUGUUUGUAGAUGCAUCCCUAGCCCAUUACGGGGAGGCAAACAUUGAAGGCACGCUGUCUUAUCUACAACACUUGCAAGAGGAAUCGAAAGUCGACACCAGGGGCGCCAUUUCUCACGUACUGGCUUGGCAAAUUAAGAACAUCGACACCGAUCUAGGUUACGAGCACCUAGAGCGUCGUGUCCAAGACAUGCUGCGAAAGAUGCGUGCCGCGAAGCUUGUCUUUAGAGGGAAAGCUCUCAACGGUGCUGCCAAGCUAUACUCUGAGGCAGGCAACCAUCAAGGGGCGAUUGGUCUGGCGUUGAUGGCUGCAGACGAGCAGGGUCUCGUGCCGGGUUACUGCGUCACCAACUUUGCGGUCCUACUUGACGGUUAUAUUCAUACUCAGCAGCCUGAUAUGCUUGCAGGUCUUGUUCAGACAGCUACGGCAUUGGGCCACUGGGAAAAGCUCGCCAAGCGAGGCCUUGGUAUUCUCAAGCGAUUGAGGCAUUGGCGAAGUAGGAUUGAGCAGGCUGUCCUGGAAAACCCCGGGUCCAUCUUGGAGAAGGCUCUUCUUGUUCCUCUAGAGACUGCAAUAGCAGAGCUGAAAAGUUGCCGACGGCGGUUUGAAGAGGAUGAACGGGAACUCAAAGGCAUGGUGCAGGAUAUUAUCAAACAUGCUGCCCUGGAAGCAGAAAACGACUCGGUCUGCCGGUUUCAGGGGCGCGAAGAGCUAAAGCUCGGCGACCGCCCCGGCGACGUGAUAACGACGACGGGUAUGGGCGGCACCAACAAUAAAGCUUAG